UGAUUUACACACUUGAUGUGUGUUAAGUAAGUGUUUCCAAUAUGGCAGUGUAGUAUAUAUAAUUCACAUCUCUCUACUCACCUCGAGGGCUGGAGAAGUUGGGAAAAGACCACCAUUUAUUACUCCUCUCUCUCUUUCUCUCUUCUCUUUACACAAAGUGAGACGCAAUGGAACACGAGCACAAGAACAAUCUGAAUGGGCUGGAGAUGGAAAAGGGAAAUAAGGAGAGUGGUUCGAGAGAAGGGCUUGAGUUAACGAUGAGAGUGUUGGCUUUGGUUCUAUCACUGACCGCUGCAACAGUACUUGGUGUCGCAAAACAGACCAAGGUUGUGUCUAUAACGCUGAUUCCAACUUUGCCUCCACUUGAUGUGUCCGCAACAGCCAAAGCCUCUUACUUGUCUGCCUUUGUGUUCAACAUUUCGGCAAACGCCAUAGCUUGCGGUUACACAGCGAUCUCAAUAGCCAUUCUGAUGGUCAGCAAAGGAAGAAGAAGCAAAGGCUUGAUAAUGGCGGUGUUGAUAGGUGAUCUAGUGAUGAUGGCUUUGCUAUUUUCCAGCACCGGAGCCGCCGGAGCAAUAGGGUUGAUGGGUGUACAAGGGAACAAGCAUGUGAUGUGGAAGAAAGUGUGUAACGUUUUGGGAAAAUUCUGUCACCAAACUGCUGCUUCGGUGGCCAUCACUCUUCUCGCUGCAAUUAUGUUUAUGGUUCUUGUUGUUCUUGAUGCUAUGAAGCUUCCUUAAUGCAAGUGAUAUUUCUGUUUCUUCGGCAGCUCUUCCGCUUCUUGUCGUGUUGUGUUGUGUGAAGUCAUCAUCAACAAUCAUGUAAUUGUCAAUUUGCUUUUAAUGCUUUUUAUGAAAUCGUUUUCUACGGUGAGCAUUUAUUCAAAUUUCGGAAGUAAGCU
Molecule: messenger RNA, 901 nt
Organism: Brassica oleracea var. oleracea
Lineage: Eukaryota; Viridiplantae; Streptophyta; Magnoliopsida; Brassicales; Brassicaceae
Product: CASP-like protein 1E1
Exons: 2
Coding region: 168-740 (190 amino acids)
Source: RefSeq, a predicted model, not a curated record